This is a messenger RNA of Pogona vitticeps (central bearded dragon), 912 nucleotides long. RefSeq names its product peroxiredoxin 2 (gene PRDX2). Gene Ontology annotation, molecular function: thioredoxin peroxidase activity. The record is from RefSeq and is a predicted model, not a curated record. Gene Ontology annotation, biological process: leukocyte activation; response to oxidative stress; cellular response to stress. Gene Ontology annotation, cellular component: cytosol. Lineage: Eukaryota; Metazoa; Chordata; Lepidosauria; Squamata; Agamidae.
GCCGCCGCCCCUGCAGUGCCUCCCGCGAGCGCCACGCCUCCUGGUCCUCUUCGCCGACGGCCGUGCGCGGACACCAGAGAAAAUGGCUUCUGGUAAAGCUUAUAUUGGGAAACCUGCUCCAGACUUCCAUGCCACAGCAGUGGUGGAUGGUGCCAUCAAGGAAAUAAAGUUGUCAGACUACAAAGGCAAAUAUGUGGUUCUCUUCUUUUACCCACUGGAUUUCACCUUUGUUUGCCCCACGGAGAUCAUCGCUUUCAACGACCGAGUGGAGGAAUUCCACAAGAUCAACUGUGAGGUCAUUGCAGCUUCCGUUGACUCUCAGUUCACCCACCUGGCCUGGAUCAAUACACCAAGAAAGGAAGGGGGCUUGGGUUCUACAAAUAUCCCACUUGUGGCAGACAUCAGCCACAAUAUUUCCAGGGAUUUUGGAGUGCUCAAAGAAGACGAGGGCAUUGCAUACAGAGGCCUGUUCAUAAUUGAUGACAAAGGCAUCCUCCGGCAGAUUACUAUGAAUGACCUACCUGUGGGGCGUUCUGUGGAUGAGACCCUGCGCUUGGUGCAGGCCUUCCAGUUUACAGACCAGCAUGGCGAAGUGUGCCCAGCUGGCUGGCAACCUGGUGGCGACACCAUCAAGCCCAACGUGAAAGACAGCAAGGUCUUCUUUGCCAAGCAGCAGUAGGCGUUCUCUUCGGCACAGCCAUUGCACUCCUGAAGGAAUCGGGUUUGAAUGUGAAGGGAUUGUGCCUACUGAAUUUCCCCCCCACGUAGUUCUCUAGAAGGAAGAGAUCUUUGGGGAGAGCUGGGCUACGAAAGUUUCCUGCCAGGAGUCAUCCCUAGAAGUAGCUUGAAUGUAAGUUGGAGUAGGGCAUCCGUGCGAUUAUGUUUCAAUAAAAGCGGUGAUUAAAAUAAACA